UCAAAUGUAUAAUAUGAAUUUGAAUAGCUAUCCAUUCUGAUAAGAAUAGUAGUUUUAAGUACACGCAAGUUGAACGAAUAUGGUGUAAACGUCUUAUCAAGAUAAUAUAAGGUUCGUCUAAACUAUUCGCUCUGUUUGUAAAAACGUGGACGUACAAUGUCUUCAAGUAAAGGGUUAAUCGAAAGACUUCAAAAUGGAGGAUGCAUUAUUGUUGCGGAAGGAUAUCUUUUUGAAUUCGAGAAUAGAGGUUAUUUACAAGCUGGUGCAUUUGUACCGGAAGUGAUACUUGAGCAUCCGGAACGCGUGAGACAAUUACAUGAAGAAUUUGUUCAUGCUGGAAGUGAUGUUGUUUUAGCUUUUACGUACUACGCACAUAGAGAAAAGCUACGUGUGAUUGGCAGGGAGGGAGAUUUGGAUAAAAUCAAUAGAACGGCAUUACGAAUAGCGCGUGAAGUUGCGGAUAAACAUGGGUGUCUUAUGGCGGGAAACAUAUGUAAUUCAACGGUUUAUGUCACCGGAGAUGAUGAAUCGCAUAAGGUCACAGAAAGCAUGUUUAAGGAGCAGGUAGAAGUUGCUGUUGAGAUGGGAGCAGAUUAUAUUGUUGGUGAAACGUUCUCAAGCUUCGGUGAGGCGAAGUUAGCUCUAGAUUGUAUACAUAAGUAUGGUAAAGGUGUACCAGCGGUUAUAACACUGUCUGCAGUAACCAGUGAAGUGUGUGUAGACGGCGUGACUGUUAUCGAUGCCUGCAGACGGUUACAAAAGGCCGGAGCAGCAGUUGUGGGGUUGAAUUGCGGACGUGGUCCUGCAACUAUGCUUCCGGUCUUAAAAGGAAUAGUAGAAAAUUGUAAAGGUCCGAUUGCUGCACUUCCGGUUACUUAUAGGACAACCUCAGAGCAGCCUACAUUCCAUUCGCUGACCAUACCAGGCACAAGUAAUAUCCGGGCUUUUCCAACUGAUCUUUGCGCAUGCCGAUGCAGCCGUCAGGAGAUUGAAGCAUUCGCCAUCGAGUGUCGUAAAAUCGGGAUCCAGUAUGUUGGUCUUUGUUGCGGCAAUUCAGCAAGUUUGAUUCGAAUUGUUGCAGAAAAAUACGGUCGUACCCCACCCGCUAGCAAGUACUCGCCGGAUAUGACGAAUCACUAUAUUUACGGCGACAAGUCUAAAUUUAGAAAGGAAUUCACGGAAGAUAUGAAAGCGCAUAAAGGAUAAACUUUUAUGUAAGCCUUUCAAGGUACAGACGCGGCAAUCUGAAUUGUUUCAGCUUUGUGUCAUUGUUUCAUGUCCAGGUUGAGGAUUUAAUCAUGUACAGUAUUUGGAUUCAUUUUGAUUGAAGUAAAUUUUACUGCUUAAAUAAACAAAUCACAAACACAUUUAUAAUAAGACAGUUGUUAUCACAAAUGCAACCAUAUAUUUCAUAUGAAUUUGGCUACAACCAACUUAUUCACAUUGAUUGUAUUUCAUUGCAAUGCAAUAAUCAUUUAUUACUUUAAAUACGGCUUUCAUAAUGUCAAUGAUAUCUAACUCAAAUAAAUUACUAGUAUCCUGUA
Ruditapes philippinarum (Manila clam) is the source of this 1544-nucleotide messenger RNA. Its product is annotated as betaine--homocysteine S-methyltransferase 1-like. Gene Ontology annotation, molecular function: zinc ion binding; methyltransferase activity. The record is from RefSeq and is a predicted model, not a curated record. Bases 157 to 1206 code for a protein of 349 amino acids. The transcript has 7 exons. Lineage: Eukaryota; Metazoa; Mollusca; Bivalvia; Venerida; Veneridae.